Haliotis rubra (blacklip abalone) is the source of this 2190-nucleotide messenger RNA. RefSeq names its product baculoviral IAP repeat-containing protein 2-like. The coding region runs from base 344 to 1606 and encodes 420 amino acids. The transcript has 2 exons. Gene Ontology annotation, biological process: regulation of cell cycle; positive regulation of protein ubiquitination; negative regulation of apoptotic process. Gene Ontology annotation, cellular component: nucleus; cytoplasm. Gene Ontology annotation, molecular function: cysteine-type endopeptidase inhibitor activity involved in apoptotic process; ubiquitin protein ligase activity. The record is from RefSeq and is a predicted model, not a curated record. NCBI's taxonomy places the organism in Eukaryota, Metazoa, Mollusca, Gastropoda, Lepetellida, Haliotidae.
UUUUGUCGACAGUACUGGGAAUACUGAGAGGGGAAGUUACAGGGAAUAUCGGUCGGGGAAUUACCGGGAAUAACGACAAUACUGGGAAUGUCGCUAGGGGAAGUUGCCGAGAAUAUCUCCAGGGGGCGUGGCUUCUAACAAUGAGCUGUGUUUUGGCGUUAUGAAUACUCUGAAAGGGACAUUUUCUGUGAGCGACAUAUAAUGAGUGGAACUGCAUUGUUUGGUCAUUUCAUCACAUCUUGCCUAUAUCGAUGUUCCUGAGUCUUACUGAUUAUCACUAUUUGGACACUCAAAUUAGUUGCUACAAAUAUAGAGGCCUGUGCUGAAUACAUCGACCGCUACUAUGCUGUAUGUUGGCCAGAUGACAACUAAAUGGACAGGCUCGUCUCGAGGCCUGCCGGACUGCGAGGGUGGGAGGGGCACAGAUCACUGUCGUUCGAGGUGGAGAGAGACGGCGCGUGAGCCCGUUGGGUUGGACUCGGACCCCGCAAUGGUGGACGGGAUGAGAGAGGAAGAGAGACGACUUAUGACUUACGCAAACUGGCCAUCAUCGUCACAGGAUCCGGCCAAAUUAGCAGAAGUUGGACUAUUUUACACUGGACGACUGGACCGAGUCAAGUGCGCCUUCUGUCUGGGGGUGUUGAAGGAAUGGCAGCCAGGGGAUAUCCCGCUGGCAGAACAUAGGAGACACUUCCCUUACUGCAGGUUCAUCCGGGGUGAGUAUGUGGGCAAUAUUCCAGCCAGACAAUCCACCAUCCAUCGGAUACCUGGAACGUCUGGACUUAGACCAGACACACAUGAUGCCUCACACUGGAUCAAGGGAUGUGGCACUUCUGAUGUGAAUGAUAGGAUGCACAUCACUCCCUCGCGUGGCCCACCAAACUACAGACUCAGACCUUCAGAUACAGAAGCGUAUCACAAACGAUCUUCCAUAACACUGAACCAUUCGACUGAUAAGACUGUUGCCCAAUCUGUGGACACUGCGGACGGAACUCUUGAUUAUACAUCUGAAGCAAGUCGUCUGGCGACGUUCAAACACUGGCCUGUGGAGGCCCAGAUUUCACCAGAAGUACUGGCUAGAGCAGGUUUCUAUCACGCCCCCACUCCGGGUAAACCUGACCGGGUGAGGUGUGGGUACUGCCAGGGUAAGCUGUAUGCAUGGAGCGGGGAAGAGGAUCCGGAAAUGGAGCACAAGAAGUGCUUUCCUACCUGUCCGUUUGCGGGGAUGGCUGGAGGAGAGGCGAGGAGGACAAACCAUUCUUUGACAUCAUCAAGUAUUUCAAGUUUCUGUGAAGGUAACAGAGCCACGUCAGUUCCAGGAAGACUUCACCUUCCUUCCAAGAACGCGCUGUCAACAGCGUCAGGUGACAUGGCAACAACCAAUAAAGCUGAGUUUUGUGAACGCAUGCGCGGCGAGGAAGGCGUUUUGCCCAAACAGAACAUGAAAGACAUAGGAGAGUUGAUGUUGAGCGACACUGUGGCACGAGUCGUGGAGAUGGGGUUUGCCAGGGAGACAAUAGAGAAGGUUGUUAAGAGCAAGAGCAGCAGUAGUGAGCUGUCUACGGUUCAGGGGCUUGUGGAGGCUGUGCUGAACUACGAUGUGUAGAGGAUUUCUUUAAACCGUGAGCUGGGGAUCCUAUUAUCUUUAAUUGUAUUGGCAUCUGUGUUACACGUUAUGUGCGUGUUUAUACAUCAGUAUAUUCAAGUCUACAAGAGAAUAACCCAGGAACAAGAAAUUGUUAUCAAAUAUUAUCUCUUAGCAUAGGCGGAUCCAGAGUAGGGUUGGGGUGAAAAUAAACAGUGCACCCACCCCCAUCCUCCUUUCUCAAAAAGCUGUAUCCACCCCUGGUUUGGUCAAGUUACAUCUAGUGGUGUACUAAGAGAAAGACUGAAAGGUCUGAACUCGAAAACCCAAAUAGUUUUAUCGACUUAUUGCAGUCAGAUCCAAGUGGGCGACAAACAAAGGCUAGUUCAUAACAAAUAUUAUACCUGGCUUGAGUGAGUGAGUGAGUGAGUGAGUUAGUGAGAUAUUAUUUAGCGUCACAUCGGCACUAUUUCAGCCAUAUCGUGACGAGAACAAUCUAGUUUAUAUCAAUAUGAAAGUCAAUAAGGUUAGAACAUAAAUACCUGUCAUCGAAGGACAGUAAAUAUACUAGAACAUCACAGCUAUAUAAAUUUAAAACUAGUACG